CCUGGUCCCCGUCGCAACCAUGGCUGAAGAACAACCUCAGGUUGAACUGUUCGUGAUGGCCGGCAGUGAUGGGGCCAAGAUUGGGAACUGCCCCUUCUCCCAGAGACUGUUCAUGGUACUCUGGCUCAAAGGAGGCACCUUCAGCGUAACCACUGUUGACACCAAGAGACGGACCGAGACAGUACAGAAGCUGUGCCCAGGAGGGCAGCUCCCAUUCCUUCUGUACGGCACUGAAGUGCACACAGACACCAACAACAUUGAGGAGUUUCUGGAGGCAGUGCUGUGCCCUCCCAGGAAUCCCAAGCUGGCAGCUCUGAACCCUGAAUCCAACACAGCUGGGCUGGACAUAUUUGCCAAAUUUUCUGCUUACAUCAAGAAUUCAAACCCGGCACUCAAUGAUAAUCUGGAGAAGGGGCUCCUGAAAGCCUUGAAAGUUUUAGACAAUUACUUGACAUCCCCCCUCCCAGAAGAAGUGGAUGAGACCAGUGCUGAGAAUGAGGGCAUCUCGCAGAGGAAGUUUCUGGAUGGCAAUGAGCUCACUCUGGCUGACUGCAACCUCUUGCCAAAACUCCACAUAGUACAGGUGGUGUGUAAGAAAUACAGGGGAUUCUCCAUCCCAGAGGUGUUCCGUGGAGUGCAUCGGCACUUGCAUAAUGCCUAUGCUCGGGAAGAGUUUGCCUCCACCUGUCCAGAUGAUGAGGAGAUCGAGCUGGCUUAUGAGCAAGUGGCCAAGGCCCUCAAGUAAGUCCCUCCUGAGGCUCUGUCUCUCCUCUCCAUUUUCUCCACAAAGGCACCAGCUGGUUUUCACGUGGCUACCCAAAGGACACACUUCAAAAUGGCCAGUGGGCAGAGAAUCCUGAAGCGCUUGUACAGGGCUGG
Messenger RNA from Nyctereutes procyonoides (raccoon dog), 879 nucleotides. Its product is annotated as chloride intracellular channel protein 1-like. Lineage: Eukaryota; Metazoa; Chordata; Mammalia; Carnivora; Canidae. The coding region runs from base 20 to 745 and encodes 241 amino acids. The record is from RefSeq and is a predicted model, not a curated record. The transcript has a single exon.